Rhinolophus ferrumequinum (greater horseshoe bat) is the source of this 844-nucleotide messenger RNA. It is a transcript of the gene C21H17orf67, whose product is annotated as chromosome 21 C17orf67 homolog. The coding region runs from base 107 to 376 and encodes 89 amino acids. The transcript is spliced from 4 exons. The record is from RefSeq and is a predicted model, not a curated record. Lineage: Eukaryota; Metazoa; Chordata; Mammalia; Chiroptera; Rhinolophidae.
GUCAAAGCAUAAACAAGCUUUGGGCCAGAGGUGGCUUCCUUCAAAUAGGCUGGCUCACUGGGGUGAAAUUCAUUCUGCAACAGGCGGAGAGAGGAACCAAGGCAGGAUGAAGAAAUUACUUCUGCUUGUAUUCUUUCUUACCUUGACUUUCUUCUCAGGGGCCUCCCCAAUUCUGACUGAAAAGCAGGCCAAACAGCUCCUGAGAUCCCGGCGCCAGGACAGCCCAAGCAAACCCGGGUUCCCUGAUGAGCCCAUGCGGGAGUACAUGAACCACCUGCUCCGCCUGGAGCACCGCGCCGAGGAGCAGUUCAUGGAGCACUGGCUGAACCCUCACUGCAAGCCCCACUGUGACAGGAACCUGGUCCAUCCCGUGUAAGGGGCUUGGGACCAGCCUCUGCAAGCACCUUGAUAAUCAACCACCUGGAUAAUGUCAAAACAGGAUGAGGCUCCUUCUUUCAUUUACUUUUCAGCUGCGGAAAUGGAUAUCUUCAGACCUUGUGAACUGUGGCCAUGGCAAAGGUUGCCUUGGGGAUUGGUGGCAAAUGCAUAUGCUGCUUCAUUUUACUAACCUGCAUAACUCAUUGAAACCAAAAGCUUCAAGUAUAGACACCCCCCCGCCCCCUUCAAAUAGCCUCCCUACCAGUUUGGAAGGAUGGGCAGAAUGAGACUCUUGCCUGGAGCUGAUGGAGCUGGUCCUCCAGAGCUUGGAAGCAGGCUGCUUGCUCUAAGCACUGCGGGAAGUCCUGGUCAGCAUUGUGCAGUACCACUUAGGGCUGCAGAGGUUUGGGGACACCUAUUUUUCCCUCCCCUUUUCUGCUCUAAUAAACACAGGUGUUAAACCUGC